Capsella rubella is the source of this 1130-nucleotide messenger RNA. Its product is annotated as probable inactive shikimate kinase like 1, chloroplastic. The transcript has 10 exons. The record is from RefSeq and is a predicted model, not a curated record. Bases 89 to 934 code for a protein of 281 amino acids. Lineage: Eukaryota; Viridiplantae; Streptophyta; Magnoliopsida; Brassicales; Brassicaceae. Gene Ontology annotation, cellular component: chloroplast.
UUGAGUUUAUUUGAUAGAGGAUAAAGAUAUCUUGGGACUAGAGGAGGAGGAGGAGGAGGAGGAAGAGACCGAUCAUUCGUCGUCGUCAAUGGAGAUUUCUGCGUCUGCUUCUUUAACUUCAUCUGGACUCGUCCCUCGUCUUCUUCCCUUGCUCUAUCCUCAUGCUCCGACUACUUACUGCAAGCCGUUGCUGUCUUCUUCUUCUUCUAUUAGACUCGUUUCUUCUCACAGACGUAUCAUAGCUCCGUCUCUGUGUCUCGCCGAUCAAUCUGCCUUCACCGGGACCAGUGUUGUUGAUUCGGAACCCAUAGAUGCUGUAAAGAGGAAAGCUAUGGACAUAGCCCCUGAACUAAAAGGAGCUUCAAUAUUUCUGGUUGGGAUUAAUAACCCCAUUAAAACGAACACGGGAAAGCUUUUGGCUGAGGCAUUACGAUAUUACUACUUUGAUAGUGAUAAUUUGAUCACUGAGGCGGCUGGUGGAAAUUUGUCCGCUCAAGCUUUAAAGGAAGCUGAUGAGAAGGCUUUUCAAGAAUCAGAGACUGAAGUGCUAAAACAGCUAUCAUCUAUGGGUCGGCUUGUAGUUUGCGUUGGAGAUGGUGCAGUCCAGAGCGUGAAAAAUCUUUCACUUCUGAGACAUGGGAUCUCCAUAUGGAUCGAUGUUCCUCUGGAUAUAGCUGCUAAAGGGGAUGAUGAUUCAUCCAAUUCAGAACCUUCUUCUAAGUUGUUUGACACACUAAAAGCGAGUUACGAAAAAUCAAGAAAGGGUUACGAAACAGCAGAUGCAUCAAUUUCCCUUGAAAAAAUAGCCACAAAGCUGGAAUUUGAAGACUUGGAAACGGUAACUUCUGAAGACAUUGCUUUGGAGGUUCUGAAAGAAAUUGAGAAGCUGACGAGAGUGAAGAAAAUGAUGGAAGAAGCUUCACGACCUUUCUAGGUCGAUCUUAUUCUCAUUUCAUAUGGAUUUAUCUUGUAUGUAGUAUAUAGUCUCGACACCAAAUGUAGCUUUUUGCAUAAAAAUUUAUUUUAUACUCUCCAACUAAUGAAGGGGACUACAGACACUGACAUUUGUAAUACAAGAGAGGCUCAUCAGCUUUGGGUGGUGGAGAAUCAAUGAAUCAUCAUCAUCGCCA